GCAGACACACCUGUCGGACAGCCGCAGGUGAACCGGGAGUUUGGAGAAAGACAGUUUGACAGAACAAAAGGGAUUUUUGUGUCAGCGACAACUAAAGGUUACCAGCAAGGUUCUUGCCGAAAAAUGGAGUUUGAUAAUAUAAAGUCAUCAGCUGCACUUAUUUAUGAUGAAUUCAUGCAAAAUGCAGACCGGCGGACAGGGAGCUGGCCCCUGAUGUCGUCUCCUCUUCCCCAAACGAUCAUCAUCGCAGCCUACAUCUACUUCGUCACAUCGCUUGGCCCUCGGAUAAUGGAGAACCGCAAAGCCUUUGACCUCAAAGGAGUUCUCGUAGUCUACAACUUCAGCGUGGUGGCUCUCUCGCUCUACAUGAUCUACGAGUUUAUCAUGUCAGGAUGGGGGACAGGAUACUCUUUUCACUGUGACCUCGUUGACUACUCUGAUUCUCCGCAGGCUGUGAGGAUGGCAGCAGUAUGCUGGCUUUACUACUUCUCAAAGUUCAUUGAAAUGUUGGACACGAUUUUCUUUGUGCUGAGGAAGAAGAACAGCCAGGUUACUUUUCUUCAUGUCUACCAUCACUCGAUCAUGCCUUUCACCUGGUGGUUUGGAGUUCGUUUUUCUGCAGGCGGGAUGGGGACGUUUCAUGCCCUGCUGAACUGUGCUGUCCAUGUCAUCAUGUACUCAUACUAUGGCCUCACUGCUUUGGGCCCCAAGUACCAGAAAUACCUGUGGUGGAAAAAAUACCUGACGACCAUUCAGCUGAUCCAGUUUGUUAUGGUGACCAGCCACAUCUCCCAGUAUUUCUUCACGGACUGCACCUACCAGUUUCCCAUCUUUAUCUACAUCAUCGGCCUGUACGGCCUGAUUUUCCUGGUCCUCUUCCUCAACUUCUGGUACCACGCUUACACCAAGGGCAAGAGGCUGCCUAAAGUGCUGCAGAAUCAGUCUUGGGAACAUCACAGCAACGGAGUUAUGAAUGGAAACGCUAGUCAUGAAAAAGACGAGUGAUGCAGGACUCGGCUUGCCGGGGGGUUUGGGGUUGACCUCAGUUACGUAAGCAGACCACUGCAUUCUGAGGUUCAACCCCAGUUAGUUUGGACUGCAUUUUCUCAUUAGUUUUCUACUUGCAAAAGACAAUCUUCAAACUUGGACCAAAGCUUUAUUUAAGAGGUUUGACUCGAGCUGAAGGGUUUUAUCUUAUUGUUGUUUUUGUUUACAAUGAAGGUAGAACCGAAGUUCUGCUGUGGAAGUUUUCGAAUAUCCCUAUUCUCUGCUACAGUAUGGUUUAAAAAAAAGAAUUUCAAGUGUCCAAAAUCGACUCCUCCAUUCACACUGACCUUAGGGCUUUACCUAUGGUGAGACUGUUGGACCCUCGGCUACACUGUCAAACUGGGCUUCCUCCAAAAAGCUUUGAAUACUGAGAUAGUUUUAACUUUUGUGAUGAUACUUCUCAGAGGAGCUUUUUAGGAAAUCCAGUUCAGGGUUUUUAGUUGUGCACUAAAAAGUUGUUUAUUUCACCUAGCCUUAAAUCACAUAGACUGUCUUAUUUUUUUAAAUGGUGUUCAGGCUACACAUAUCCUGUUGUUGUUAAUGGUUACAUGUAUGCUGAACAGGGUGUUUUGAUUAUGCACGCCCACUUCUCUAUGGUGUGAGUCACAACUGCUGCUGAUGGUAGAUUUUCAGUGAGAAGCGUUAUCUCUAUACAGUCGAAUCAGUUUAUUCUCCUAUGAAGCGACGGUGUGACAAAGAUGCCAGAGAGGAACACUGAUGGCUCGCUGUGGCUCUUGUAGGAUCCAGAGCUAGUUUUUACUACUUAUUGCAAAAUAACCCUUUCUUACAGGACCGCAGUAUUCACAAUUACAUGGAUUCACUAGUCAGAAAACAGCCUUGCUUUGCGUGGUUUUUAAGUAUUUCGCUUCAUGUGUUGAAGUUCUGCGGCUAACGAGGUCUUCAGGCGGCUGAGUCAGGUAGUGCCUUUGGACUGAGGCCUGUAGAGUAGUUUUAUAUCAGGUUAUGAUGAUGUGAAACUGAAGUGAUUGUAACACUCUGCUCCUUCGGUGACUGAGGGCACAGGAUCGAGCUCAACGUGGAAAGAGAUCCACCUUUUAUUCAGGUGCAGGCCCAUGUUAACACAAAAAAUGUAAAGAUUGAAUACAAAUGGGGGUGACCUUUUUCAGUUCCUUGUCAGAUCCCUUAUUAUACCAACAGUUAAUACUUUAAGAAAUUAUGUGACAUGAAAUGUUGUUUAUAUUGUAUUUUAUAUGUAUUUAUAUGAAAAUAAAUGAUCAAUGUACUUUGAAA
Plectropomus leopardus (leopard coralgrouper) is the source of this 2298-nucleotide messenger RNA. It is a transcript of the gene elovl7a, whose product is annotated as ELOVL fatty acid elongase 7a. Gene Ontology annotation, biological process: fatty acid elongation, polyunsaturated fatty acid; fatty acid elongation, monounsaturated fatty acid; sphingolipid biosynthetic process. Gene Ontology annotation, cellular component: endoplasmic reticulum membrane; endoplasmic reticulum. The record is from RefSeq and is a predicted model, not a curated record. Gene Ontology annotation, molecular function: fatty acid elongase activity. Lineage: Eukaryota; Metazoa; Chordata; Actinopteri; Perciformes; Serranidae.